This is a messenger RNA of Oldenlandia corymbosa var. corymbosa, 2002 nucleotides long. The record is from the annotation of a GenBank genome assembly. Lineage: Eukaryota; Viridiplantae; Streptophyta; Magnoliopsida; Gentianales; Rubiaceae.
GAAGUUUUUUUAUCCUUAUUUUUCCCCCAAAAAAAAGAAAAAAACCUCAAUUUCAUUUUUGUCCAAAACUCACACACUAAUAAUCUUACUUUCCAAGCUCUAAUUUUACAUUUCUUCAAAAUACUAAUUUAUUAGUAAGUUAAUUUCCCUCCAAACGGCAAGAAGAUAUUCCACAUUGCAUGUCCUCAUCAUGUCUCCUUUCCCCUCUGCAAAAAUUGUAUUUAGCUGUGCUUUUAACCCUUUUCCUCUCUCUCACCAUAUCUCCUAAUUGAUGAUAUUCCUCAAUCCUCAUUGUGAUUGAACUCAGUUCCUUGUCUUUUCGAAUCGUCCCCAACUUUUCUCUCUCUUUCUUCCUCUCUCUCUAUAUAUAUAUAAUAACAAACCGAACAAAUCACUCUGCUCUAGUUUGUAUUCACAGCAAAGUAUUUAUUAGUUUCGUCUCAGCCAUUUUGCUUUUUUACUUUUCUGAGCUUUUUCUUCUUCUUCUUCUUUUCGGAUCACCAUGGUGAAGAAUAUUUCUCAAACUUCACUUCCAGUUUUGUUAGCCCUUUUAAUAGUACUGUUGCCUUCCGUGGUUCUCGGAGACGGGUCAGACGAUCCGUGUGCGGCGUCAGGCGAAGAUCAUAACAAGAGCUUAGCACUCAAAUACAAAUACGGAGCCAUAGCUUCGAUUUUCACGGCGAGUUUGAUCGGAGUUUGUAUUCCGGUGUUAGGGAAGACGAUCCCUUCCUUGAGUCCCGAGAGCAACCUUUUCUUCGUCGUCAAAGCUUUCGCGGCGGGUGUGAUUUUAGCCACCGGAUUUAUCCACGUUCUUCCAGACGCUUUUGAGAGUUUGACUUCUCCGUGUCUUCCGGAGCAUCCGUGGGGAGAUUUCCCGUUCACCGGUUUUGUGGCUAUGGUUGCGGCGAUCGGGACGCUCAUGGUGGAUGUGUACGCGACGAGUCAUUACCGGAGUAAGUCCUCCGGUGAGAAGGCGGUUGCGACGGUGAAGGAGGAGGAGGAGAAUGGUGGUGGAGUUCUUCCGCUUCAUACGCAUGCAACUCAUGGCCACGCGCAUGGCUCUGUUCCAACUGAUUCUUCUCUCACUACCCAGCUUCGAUACCGUGUUAUAUCACAGGUUUUGGAAUUGGGAAUUAUAGUGCAUUCAGUCAUCAUUGGUAUAGCUCUAGGCGCAAAUAACAGCGCAAAAACAAUAAAGCCUCUAUUAGCAGCGUUGACGUUCCAUCAGUUUUUUGAAGGUCUUGGACUUGGCGGAUGCAUCACUCAGGUAACUAAUUAAUACCAAAAUCUAGGAUUUUCAUGAGUUCGAUCGCAUGCAAAAUAAAGUAAUUUGUGUUGUUUACGAAAAAACAUGUACGUAAUUUGUUUUCUUGGGGUCAAUGUUGUAGGCAAAAUUCAAAGCACAAGCAAUUAUUGUGAUGGCGCUUUUUUUCUCCCUAACUACGCCAGUAGGGAUUGCAGUUGGUAUUGGAAUAGCCCAUGUGUACGAUGAGAAUAGCCGUAAUGCUUUGAUUGUAGAAGGGAUUUUUAACGCAGCUUCAUCUGGAAUCCUAAUUUAUAUGGCGUUGGUGGACCUCCUUUCAGCCGAUUUCAUGAAUCCGAAGUUGCAAAAUAGUGGGAAACUUCUCAUGGCAUGCAAUAUUUCUCUUCUCUUAGGUGCUGGUUGUAUGUCUCUUUUGGCUAAAUGGGCUUGAUUUUUAUUUUUUUUCUCCCUCCAGAAUUAGAUUCAUAGAUAAAAAUAGAUGGAUAAGUUUCUCCUUUCCGAAAUUUUUAAUGUAUAUUUCAAAAAGAUAUCUAAGAAUUAAAUGUUUUUUUUAUCACUGUAUAUUAUUAUAUCAUAUAUAGAGUUAUUAUCAGGGUACUCAAACUGAAAUUAGAGUCGACGUAUGUAUACUAUUUAGUAUUGAUGGCUUAUAGUUAACUUUUUGCUAACUCAGUCACAAUCAUUGCCCUUCCAUGAUAUUAUAAUUAUUAUUAUUAUUAUUAUUAUUAUUAUUAUUAU